GUGCGCGCGUUCGUGCCGGGACAGUGGCUACGUAGUAAACAUGGCCGCGGAGAGCAGCGAAGGUUUGCCAAUAUCUCCGUCCGAGAAAUCGUUGACCGGUAGUUUAGUGUCUGAUGAAAAUGAAAAAAUCGUUUCACGUUCACCCUCGAGUUAUUCCAUACGAGAAGAUAAAUGGCCAGAUUUGGUGGUAUCGAGACCUAAAAAAUUGGACGCCUGGUGGUCGCCGAGACUUACGAUACAUUGGGUUUUUCUGGAAGGAUCUUCUAUGCGGCAAGAACCCCAGAGCGGCUUGAAAACGCGACCUCCGGUCGAUCACGGUGGUCUUCAUCACGGCGGGGUCAUGCUCGAAGAGGACAUGGCCGGUGCCCAGGACACGAUUUACCUUUGCAAUUUUCGCGUGUCCGUUGAUGGCGAGUGGCUCUGUUUAAAGGAACUUCAGGACGUUGAGUUUUCAUUACAAGACUCGAUACAACGUUCGCCUUCGCCACCGUUACCUCUUAGUGGUAUUGAUCCUCAUCGUCAUCGGCAACAGCUGUUACCCGAGCAGCGGGAUUUUCGCGAUGCAUUACCGCCAAGUCCACCGCCGCCAUUGCGUCACGUCUCAAGCUUGUCACGAGACCCGGUGAUCAUCGAAAGGAGUAAUCUCGUAAAUAUUUCAAAAUUGAUCGUGAAAGAGCUCAUCGAAACUUCUUUAAAAUAUGGCCGCAUGCUCGAUUCGGAUCAUAUGCCUCUGCAACAUUUUUUCAUCGUUCUCGAGCAUGUACUCAGGCACGGUUUACGACCGAAGAAGGGUUUACUUGGACCCAAGAAGGAGCUUUGGGACAUCCUUCAGCUGGUGGAGAAAUACUGUCCUGAAGCGCAAGAUAUUACAUCAAGUAUUCGCGAUUUGCCGACGGUUAGAACUGCCAUGGGUCGGGCGCGUGCCUGGCUUCGUAUGGCACUCAUGCAAAAGAAGUUAGCAGACUACCUAAAGAUUUUGAUCGAUCAUAAGGACGACAUUUUGUCUGAAUAUUUUGAGCCAGACGCUCUUAUGAUGAGCGAAGAGGCUAUCGUGGUAAUGGGUUUGUUGGUGGGUUUGAAUGUGAUCGAUUGCAAUUUCUGCGUAAAGGAAGAAGAUCUCGAUUGUCAACAAGGUGUGAUCGAUUUUUCGUUAUAUUUGCGCAAUAGCAAUCAUAUACCUGGAGAAUCACCUGACGACGAGCUUGAGAAUGACAACAUGACGACUGUUCUUGAUCAAAAGAAUUAUAUCGAGGAAUUAAAUCGGCACUUGAACGCCACUGUGACAAAUCUUCAAGCCAAACUUGAAACUUUAACUACGACGAAUGCUUUAAUGAAAGAAGAUCUGUCUAUUGCAAAGAAUAAUUUUCUAUCGCUUCAAGAGGAAAACAGACAGCUUAAAAAAGAAUUAGGGAUAGAAAUCAAGGAUCCUAAUGAGAAUGGCAAGGCUCCUAUUAAAAUAACUGAAACUACGACGGAAAUCGAAGAGCUUAGAAGUAGACUCGAAUCAGAGAAGAAAUUACGACAGGACACAGAGAAGGAAUUGCAAUUACAGAUAAGCAUGAAGUCGGAGAUGGAGGUGGCGAUGAAAUUGUUAGAGAAAGACAUCCACGAGAAACAGGACACCAUAAUAUCGCUUAGGCAACAACUCGACGACAUCAAGCUGAUCAAUUUGGAGAUGUACAAAAAAUUACAGGAGUGCGAGCACGAGCUGACGCAGAAGGGCGAGAUGGUGAGCCGGCUUCACGCCAAGACCAAUCAGAUCGGCAAGAUUCUGAAUAAUCUCGAGAAGUACAAUCACCUGAUGAAGGAUGGAGAAAAUGUUCGGAGUCCGACAACGCCGUGUAACGCAUCGAAGUCGAUUCUAAACAAAAACAGUCCGACCUCGCCGAGAGGUUCGGCAUUUGGAACGGAAAAUGUUGGGGCCGAUCGAACGUCAGGCGAUCAUCAGCAACGUAACAUCGAUAAUAAACGGGCGAAAGAAUCGUGUGAAAAAUCUAAAAGGAGCAAAUCCAACGACGACGUUGUCUCUACGAAUAAGAAUUUAUUUCAGGAAUGCGAAGCUUCUCUUAAUCAUAAGACAGAACUGAUCAAAAAACUGGAGGCUAAGACAGUGUCGAUGACUGAGACAUUCCAGAAACUGGAUGAACAGCGCAAGGAAUUGGACGGAGUUAGAGCAAGGACCGAGGAGAAGGCUAAGUUCCUAGCUGCCGAGGCAGCCGAGAGGACAGCCCGAGCUAAGGACAUUGAGAGGGAACUACAUAUGGAACGAGAAUGGAGAACGUCCCUACAGGAAUCAUCGAUCUCCAAUGCAGAAAGGAUUUCUCAAUUACGCCAAGAAAACGAUCAGCUGAAGCAAAUGUCAGAAAGAUACGUAACGCUGCAGGAGGAGUAUUAUGCGUUAAAGGAGAUCUGCUCGGAACAGGAAAGAACCCUGGAGGAACUUGGGGUGCAGUUGAGCGCAGCGAAACUGGCGACGGUCGAAUUACGUGAGGCUGCUGACAAUGCUCAACGACAGUCGCAUCAAGAUGGCGGCGGGACUGCGUGGGCGGACGAUCGACAGGUCACCCAUUGCAAGGGUUGUAACCGUGAGUUCAACAUCACUCGUCGUAAGCACCACUGCCGUAACUGUGGAAAUAUAUUUUGCAAGAGCUGUAGCGACAACACGAUGUCCCUGACUGAAAAUUCUAAGCAAGUACGAGUUUGCGACGAGUGUUACGUUUUACUAGUUGGCCGAUAUUCGGUAAUGCUUUAACGCGUACUUCCUCAUGUGUGAUUAUCUCAUGAGGAGUAACAUGGAAGAGGAAGGAUCUCUACAAAAAAAAAGAAAAAAAAAAAAAGGAAAACGAAGAAAGGAAACCGGAAGGAGAUA
Molecule: messenger RNA, 2869 nt
Organism: Vespa mandarinia (Asian giant hornet)
Lineage: Eukaryota; Metazoa; Arthropoda; Insecta; Hymenoptera; Vespidae
Product: protein RUFY3
Cellular component (GO): cytoplasm
Molecular function (GO): metal ion binding
Source: RefSeq, a predicted model, not a curated record